Molecule: messenger RNA, 2465 nt
Organism: Diatraea saccharalis (sugarcane borer)
Lineage: Eukaryota; Metazoa; Arthropoda; Insecta; Lepidoptera; Crambidae
Source: the annotation of a GenBank genome assembly
CAAGAUCUCCCACUCUGUUUCAAGAGUGAAAGGACUUGGAAGAAUGGCACAUGUUAGAUUUUGUGCGUUUAUAUUAAAGAUUUAAUGUAUCGUAUGUUUUUAUUGUUAGCAGCGGUAUCCGAGCGGCGUGGGCGGCGUGGGCGGCGCGGGCGGCGCGGGCGGCGGCGGGGAAGAAGAAGGCGUGCUGGACCUGCGCGCGCGCGAGCCGUCCGUCAUAUCCGUCGGCUCGCAACACUCUGGCGCCUCCGAGCCCGCCGGGUACCUGGACGCCGUCAGAUCGACCGUUUCCGUAUACUCGGGCAACUCGAACAGCAGUUCUGACCGGGACAUACUGGACCUGUCGAUGCCGGACAAGAACUCGAUGACGGAGGUGUGCUACGUGUGCGGGGACGAGUACAAGCGCGGCACGCUCUACAACCUGCACACCAAGGAGCCAAAGGACAAGGCGAACAAGCAGGCGUACUUCCCGAUAUUCGGCGAGCAGCACCCGCGGCCGCCGCGCUCGCGGCCCAAGGACGCGCAGGGCACCGUGCGCGCCUGCGCCGCCUGCCACCACCACCUGCUGCAGCAGUGGAACGCCUACCAGAUGCGCGGCGUGCCGGCCGGCGAGCGCAUGUACACGCUGCGCACGCGGCCGCCGUCGCUGCUGCCGCCGUCGCCGCUCAGCCUGGCCUCGUCGGGCGACAAGUCGCUGGCCGCCGCCACGCACUCGCCGUCGCUGGAGCGGCUGGAGCGGCUGGAGCGGCUGGAGCGGCCCGCCAGCCAGCCGGCCGCGCACGCCGCCACGGCCAGCUUCGUGUGCUACGUGUGCGGCGUGCCCGCGCCCAGCUCGCAGCUGCGCCUCGUCUACUGCUGCCCCAACCCGGAGCGCGAGCCCUACUACCCCUUCAUCACCUCGCUCAAGCCGCAUCCGGACGCCAGCCCGAUCAGUCCGCAAGGCAUGGUGCAGAUAUGUGCGUCGUGUUAUAAAAGUAUACCUCACAAGUACCCCGCGUACGGGGAGAACGGGGAAACGAACACAACACACAACAACUCGCAUACCAACAAUAUUAGGUUUAAGCCAUAUGAUAUAAAAUCUAGUAGUUCAAGUCAAUCAAAUAAAAGGCCCUCGAACGCCCUCUCGAGUAGUCCACAAAGUCAAAUUGUGUCCGGCGAGAAUGGGCUAGGACAAUUUAGGUGCUACGUGUGCGCGGGGCUGUGUCCGCCGCACGCGAUGGAGUGGCUGUCCACCACCGCCGAGUACAUGAACUCGCACGCCAUGCACUUCCCGUGCCUGGCGGGCGCGGGGGCGGGGGCGGGGGCGGGCGCGGGGGCGGGGGCGGGGCGCGGCGGGCGCGUGCUGGCGUGCAGCCGCUGCGUGCGGCACCUGGCGCGCCAGUGGGAGCUCAUGGACGCCGAGCGGGUGCCGCUCGAGCACAGGAGAUACAACAUUCCGUCGCCGCUGCCGUCCAACUCCAGCGCGAACGGCGAGCGCGUCAUCCCCACCCCGCCCUCCACCACCUCCGAGCGGACCGUCGCCAGCAACAGCGCGUGUACGUCGAUCUACUGUUUCCUGUGCGGUCUACAUUCGGACUUCACGUUGGCGCGAGUGCUGUACGGCCAGCCGCAGGGCAACGCGCCAUACUUCCCCUGUCUACUCACACACCAGAGUCAUCCAAACGCAGAGCAGUUGAGAGAGAACGGUUCAGCGCUAGUGUGCACUUUCUGUUACCACUCGCUGCUCAGCCAAUGGAGGCGAUACGAGUCGAUGGGCGGGUACCCGCCGGAGCGGCGCGCGUACAACACGCACGACUACCACUGCCAUCUGUGCGGCAUCAAGACGUACAGGAAGCGGGUGCGCGCGCUGCCCAUCAAGGAGUUUCCAUUUUUAGUGCAAAGGCGGACUGAAAAUUCAUUAUUAUUAGAAAAUGGCGAUUACGCCGUAGUAUGUUUAGAUUGUUACGAAAGUUUAAGGACGCAGGCGACGGACUACGAGCGGCGCGGCGUGCCCGUGGACAAGCGCGAGUACAACUGGCUGCAGCAGCCGCCGCCGCCGGAGGACUCCGCCGACGUCACCAUCGCGCGCCUGCCCUCCGGGGACCGCUCCGACAAGCUGAUACCGCAGUCGCUGGUGUUGCCGCGGAGUUCGUCAAAGAGGAAUAGUCCCAAACAAGCUGCGCUCACUGAACGACGGAUGCCCAACAAGAUAGACAAACCAGACACAGGUGCGAGCGCGAACAAGAUCGCCAAGCGAACGGAGCUCGCGCCGAACAAGGGCGGUCCGUUCGCGGCGGCGCUGCGGACGCUCGCCAAGAACGCCGGCCCCGAAGCGAAGGACGGAGCAGCUGCCGGCGGCGAGCACAAGGACAAGCCGGCGGCCGCCAAGCGCGCCUCCCCCCACCACCUGCCCGCCAGCGGGUUCCAGCCGUACAGGCCCGACGACAGGUGAAUAGCUACACUGCUCUAUACAUAGUUACUUUCUGGCU